AAAUAUCAAUAAUUAUUCAACUCAAGGGAGAGAAGUGAAAGUAUAAACAAACGCUGCAUAAUUUAAAGAUCAAAUAGUAUUAUCUUAAUUGAACAAGUGAAUAGUGAAUUGAAAACUAUAUUUGAAGUGUCCACAUCCUGAGGGAAAGCAAAUAAACCUGCAUUUCAUUUAACUUUUUGAUUGGAGUGCGAAAACAAGUUUGUCAUUCAUCAGUCCUACACUAUCCAAGCAGCCGGCUUGCUGCAGUGGACAAAAAGUUUUUUCCUCGCUUUGGAACGAUACGGCAACAAAAUUAAUUACUCAAAGUUUCACAAUGCGAUGUCGCUUUCAGCGAUGUCGAAGCCAAUACUGUACUCGUAUUGGCGCAGUUCCUGCUCGUGGCGAGUACGGAUAGCACUGAACCUGAAGGAAAUCCCGUACGAUAUCAAACCGAUAAGUUUGAUCAAGUCCGGCGGUGAGCAGCACUGCAACGAGUACCGUGAGGUCAACCCAAUGGAGCAGGUUCCGGCACUGCAAAUCGAUGGACACACGCUGGUUGAAUCGAUAGCGAUUUUGCACUACCUCGAAGAGACGCGCCCGCAACGUCCGUUGCUGCCGCAGGAUGUACUGAAACGUGCUAAAGUACGCGAAAUAAUCGAAGUAAUCGCAUCCGGCGUCCAGCCACUGCAGAAUCUGAUUGUGCUGAUUCACGUGGGCGAAGAGAAGAAGAAAGAAUGGGCUCAGCACUGGAUCACGCGAGGUUUUCGAGCCAUCGAAAAACUACUGUCGACAUCGGCCGGUAAGUUCUGCGUCGGCGAUGAAAUCACGCUGGCCGAUUGUUGCCUAGUGCCGCAGGUGUUCAACGCUCGCCGUUUCCACGUGGAUCUGCGCCCGUAUCCGAUCAUUCUUCGUAUCGACCGGGAACUGGAGGGACAUUCGGCUUUCCGUGCCGCCCAUCCUUCGAACCAACCAGACUGCCCACCGGAAGCGGCCAAAUGAAGAGUGAGCCACUGAACUGCACAAAAAAAAACCCCCAGUCAGUAGUCGCCCGUCGUAGUAGUGCUACAAAAUUUUAUAACCGAAGAAUUUCGCGUUUGCCUAGUCGAAUUCUAAACGUUCAAAGUUUUACCGAUAGUAUAACAGGGGUUGGCACUUUUCUGGCCCAACUGUACUGCAGAUUAUUUACAUGCUAUAGGAUGCAACUAACGGAGAGUUUUAAACCUACAAACAAGAAAAAAAGUAACAAUAAGACGAACGCAGUCCUUUUCUCAGAAAAGCGCUGCUCAUCUCAAACUUCUGUCUCACUGCGGACGGGACAUUCCAAAAACAAACAAAACAAAAAAAAACAAGAUGACUAAUCGUAACAAUCAUCUAUAAAAUUUACGAUUUUAAUUCAACAUUCAUUAUACUUACUGUAUUAAUCAAGCAUCAAAAGUGAGAGUUUGUGUCUAUUAUCUAUCGACUUGCAUUUUGUCUAUUUCGGUAUCGCUUCUUAGUUUGAAAACAACGUGUUAGCUUUCUACUGUCGCUUGAGUUUUGUUCUUUCUUCUAUGUCUAUUUGAAUGCUAUCCAGAGAGAGAGAGAUAAAAAACGAACUACA
Molecule: messenger RNA, 1579 nt
Organism: Malaya genurostris
Lineage: Eukaryota; Metazoa; Arthropoda; Insecta; Diptera; Culicidae
Product: probable maleylacetoacetate isomerase 2
Exons: 4
Coding region: 319-978 (219 amino acids)
Biological process (GO): L-phenylalanine catabolic process; glutathione metabolic process
Cellular component (GO): cytoplasm; mitochondrion
Molecular function (GO): maleylacetoacetate isomerase activity; glutathione transferase activity
Source: RefSeq, a predicted model, not a curated record